Messenger RNA from Fonsecaea nubica, 1134 nucleotides. RefSeq lists its product as hypothetical. The record is from RefSeq and is a predicted model, not a curated record. The transcript is spliced from 5 exons. The coding region runs from base 1 to 1134 and encodes 377 amino acids. Lineage: Eukaryota; Fungi; Ascomycota; Eurotiomycetes; Chaetothyriales; Herpotrichiellaceae.
AUGGACAGCUUGUUGGACCGCUACGACAUCGAGGCCAUCAACACGCCGUGGUUGAGGAAGACCAUAUACACCGGCUGCAACAGCACGAGCCUCGGCCUGAUCGACACCCUGAAGAUAGAUGAAGACGCGUAUAACCACAACAUGAUCAUAUCGUGGGACCCCGUUCGAAGGUGCACGGAGAUGAUGACCACCGCGCCAGUGUUGAACUGUGAGGGCAACAACUUGAUCGAGCAUCCCAACACCAUCAGGUCCAGGCUCCCGAACACCGUCGUGUUCUGGAACGUGACGUGGGACCCCAACAUGAAGCUGAUCAAGAGCGUGAUCUCGCCCGUGCUCAGACUGAAAACGAAUAAGACCGAGGGCAAGAAUACGAUGUUGAGCAGGACCCCUGCCAGGCCUUCAAACACGAUCACGGACGAGCAAACGCCGGCGAACAACACCACCACCAAGACCUUGUACAGCCCCACGAGCACGAACCCGAACAAGAUCACCGCCCAGGACUUGAACAACGAGGAGCAGAGGAAGUCGGUCUUGGCCAGCGCCCUGUCCAACGACGACGACAGCAGCGGCUUGAGCGAGAACGACUCGACUCCGAGCAAGCCCACGUCCACGCUCACCAAACCGAAGCCCGAAAGGCCUAUACCCGAUCACUCCGAGACCGUCGAGGUUGACGGAGACACCGAGGAAUGGAAGUCGUACGAAAUCGAGAAAAUCGUCAAGUAUCGAGCACGGAGAUUGAACACGACAGGAGCCCCAGCGACACUAGCUAACUGGCUGGAGGCCGUCGCUCAGGAACGUCGCGAAAGUGAAGGCGACACCCCGUACGGCAACGAAGUACUAACCACGUUCGCGACCGCGCUCGCGUACUUACCCGGUUUAUGCGAGCGGGUGACGCCCUCGGUCCAGGUGCCGAGCCAGGCCAUGUCUCUGUACGCCAUCGUAAUCAAGGAUAAGUACGCCAACAAGCAUCCGAAGAACGCCAUGUCCAGGUAUCUGACGCUGUUGACGAAUGUCCCCAGUAGCCGCCGCCGGCCAGGGGAGCAAGCCAAGCAGAUGUCCGAGGUCCGCAAGGAGUACCACGAGGAACAGAAGCGACUGCAGGAGGCGGAGGCGGAGGAGUGGGAGGACCAGUAG